This is a messenger RNA of Mustela erminea (ermine), 4354 nucleotides long. It is a transcript of the gene SANBR, whose product is annotated as KIAA1841 ortholog. Lineage: Eukaryota; Metazoa; Chordata; Mammalia; Carnivora; Mustelidae. Bases 391 to 2547 code for a protein of 718 amino acids. The transcript has 21 exons. The record is from RefSeq and is a predicted model, not a curated record.
AAGUGCGGCAAGGGGCGGGACCGCUGGCAGUCAGCGGCUUACCUCCGCGGCCUCCUUCCCCGCGGGUCCCGGCCGGGGUCCCGCUAGCCGAAACGCCCGCGAACGUCCCCGCGCGCAGCCUGCACUUCGCAGGCCCUGCCAGCCCAGGGUCCCCGCCGCCCGCCCCGCCCGCGCACCAGCUCAGGGAACCCCGGCGUCUGCCCGCCAGGCCGCGCCCGGUGUCUCUGCCCGCAUCUUCACUCAGCCUCGCCCCGCUGCCCGGAGCCUUUGUCCGCUUCCCCCGGUUCCGCGCCCGGCGAGUUUCUGCCCCACAGGGGGAGGCGGCGACACCACAGGCUGGGAACCGUGAGGACACCCUCGAAGUGAGCCUCUGCGCCGAAGUUCUAAAAGAUGAGUCGUGGAUAUUCAGAGAACAACAAUUUCUUGAACAAUAACAACCAAAUGGUGUUGGACAUGAUCCUUUAUCCAUUAAUUGGAAUCCAUCAGACCAUCAACUGGGAAACUGUGGCAAGGCUUGUGCCUGGAUUAACACCCAAAGAGUGUGCAAAAAGGUUUGAUGAACUGAAGAGCAGUGGAAGUUCACCUGUUGACAACCAGUAUAGUCCCCUAAUGGCUGCUGGAGAAAGUCCUGUGGAAACUUUAGCCACGUAUAUCAAAUCCUCCCUUCUUGACAUGCAGGGAGAAUUUCAGGAGACUCUGGUUGGUCAAGAUGCAAUUUCCAAAACUGGAAGACAUAGUAUAGCUUCCACAAGGAAUUGUUCUUCAGAAAGUGAAAAUUGUACUACUCGUAAUGGUGGAGAAAAGACUGAAGAAUCUGAAGGGCCAAACAUGGUGAUCCAUGUAUGUGAUGAAGCAAAAAACUUGAAAGAAGAUUUUAUUUGCCCACGAGAUCUUUUGAUAUCAGAAAUGAAGUACUUUGCUGAAUAUUUAUCUAUGGAUGCGCAGCGCUGGGAAGAGGUGGACAUUUCAGUUCAUUGUGACGUUCACAUUUUCAACUGGUUGAUAAAGUAUGUUAAAAGGAACACUAAGGAGAAUAAAGAUUGUGAGAUGCCCACUUUAGAGCCAGGAAAUGUCAUUUCAAUUCUUAUUUCUUCAGAGUUUUUGAAAAUGGAUUCAUUGGUUGAACAAUGUAUUCAGUAUUGCCACAAAAAUAUGAAUGCCAUAGUAGCUACCCCAUGCAACAUGAACUGUAUUAAUGCAAAUCUACUUACACGUAUAGCUGAUCUGUUCACACACAAUGAAGUUGAUGAUUUAAAAGACAAGAAAGAUAAAUUUAGAAGUAAACUUUUUUGUAAGAAGAUUGAGAGACUUUUUGAUCCUGAGUACUUGAAUCCAGAUUCUCGGAAUAAUGCAUCAACGUUAUACAGAUGCUGUUUGUGUAAGAAACUUUUAACAAAAGAAACAGAAAGAAGAAUUCCUUGCAUUCCUGGAAAAAUCAAUGUGGAUCAACAUGGAAAUAUUAUCUACAUUCACAUAAGGGAUAAGACUUGGGAUGUUCAUGAGUAUUUGAAUAGUCUUUUUGAAGAAUUAAAAUCUUGGAGAGAUGUAUAUUGGCGCUUGUGGGGAACAGUCAACUGGCUAACUUGUUCAAGAUGUUAUCAGGCUUUCCUCUGUAUAGAAUUUUCACAUUGUCAAUAUCACUCAGAAACAGUGGUUUAUCCUACCGCAUCAAGUUCACUGAGUACUGUUGGCACUGGUAUUUAUCCCUGCUGUAACCAAAAGGUUCUUCGGUUUGAUCCCACUCAGCUUACAAAGGGUUGUAAAGUGAAGGACCAUGUGGCUGCUCUUGAGGAUCAAGGUGAAGGUGGAGAUUUGCCAUCCUGCCCAACUGCUAAAAUACUGGACGAUCUCCACAAACACAAAGAUGUCAUCGUUGUGCCUUUUUCUAAAGAUACAGUUAGUGAUUUUGGGGUUGGUCCCUGUGAUGAAAAGAGUCUAGAUUGUGAUGUUUUACUGGAGCCAAAUACACCAUGGGGCCCCAAAAGUGUGGAGCUCAAUGCUUUUUUGUCACUGAAAAAUUGGACUCUGCAACUGAAACAACAAUCAUUAUUUUCAGAAGAAGAAGAAUAUACCACUGGAUCUGAGGUCACUGAAGAUGAAGUUGGAGACGAAGAAGAAAUAUCCAAGAAACAAAGGAAAAAGGAAAAGCCAAAGAAGUUCACAAAACAACCAAAAAAGCAGAUGUCUUCACCCUGUGGUCAGAAGAAAGAAAAGGCCCUAGAGAAGUCAACUUCUAGAGAUGUGUCUCCUUUCAUUGUGAGUAUGCAGAAGAAUAAAUGGGAUGCCACAAGAUCCUUGAGAUUCAACCAGGAUGCACAAAGGGAAGAUGAUCAGCGACGGAUGUCUGAAAUUACAGGGCACCUUAUAAAGAUGAGAUUGGGUGAUCUGGACCGAGUCAAGUCAAAGGAAGCAAAAGAAUUUGCAGGAGGUAUUUAUUCCAGACUCGAAGCGCAAAUCAAGGCCUCGGUGCCAGUCACUACACGGCAAAGCAGCUCAGAAAAAAAUACAAGGUCUAAAAGCCGUUUUGGUCCGGGGCGUCCUGCAUAAAGCACCUUAACUAUAACUAAAAAGAAGACACACCUCUGGACAUCUGAAAUUGCUCACUUCUUGAAGAUCUUCCGAACAAUGACUUCUAAAUGUUUUAAGUUAUUUGUUAAUUAUUCUUGCAAACUACAUAAAUCAUAACACUGAAGGAAACACAUAGUUAGGCCUUCUGAAACCUAAAAUUGUAAAUAUGAAACUUCUUAAAUCUGAUUUUCCUUUAAUGUGAUACUAGGCUAUGUAGAACAUUAGCAUUUACAAAUUUGCAUAGUUAAGACUCCUGAUAUUUGUUAUCCUUUUUUUAUUUGAAAGAGAGGAUACCUAAACUCUCAAGUAGCUAAGACUUUUUAAGACCUUAAAAAAUUAAGGGACCACAGCUGGGUGGUGGUGCUGUGCAUGUCUUUCGGACUGUAAAUCUUGGGAUAGCAUUGGGAACUGCAGCUUAUGUGAUGAAACUCCCAGUGAUGCUAAUUUUAAGUUUGCAUGAAUAUUAAGGAGUGACAGGUCUCCAGAUUGCAUUAAAUAAAUUUUCAGGGUGUGAGGUAUUUCCUGUGUUGGCCAGGAGGGUUAAUUUUUUUCAGCAUUAUUCCAUGGAAAGCACAAUGUUAAUCCAACUUGUUUUUCUUUCAGUUUCUAAUGCUUAUCUGUUGGUUAUCUGAGCUGAAAUUACUGAUUAUUACCUCUUGUUCUGUAACACUAGUGCCAUUCUGAAUGUGUUAAAAUAACUAUUGAUAGUUUUAGGAUCGUGAAUCAUUUCAGUUAUUUGAAACACCCACUGUGCAGUUUUCGGGGCUCUAAAACUUAACCAUAUUUUGAAAGCCAUUCAAAUAGCCCCUUCCAACAGUUAGUUAUUUUUUACUUUAGCAAUAUCUAGAAAGCAACAUUCCCAAAAACAUCUGAUGGGUGAAAAAUGGCAUGCAUUCAGUAGAAAUCAAACUAAAUUCUGUUUUAUAGAUCAUGUCUUAAUUUUUCUAACCAAGCAGAAAGAGUGCUCAGGGAAAAUUUGUUCCAAACCAUAAGCAUAUAAAAAAUUUUAUGUUUGGAAAUUACUUGUGUGUAGACCUCUGGAAAACUUUAAGAUGCACUGUUUCUAUUUUCAGUCUUCAUUUGUCUUGUAAUUGGAAUUUCUUCAAAUUAUUUAGAGAACAGGCUUUGAUAAUGUGUGACAGAAUGGCAGUCUCUAUUGAAAUACUGUAGUGCUAAACUCAUUUAACACAUAAAAAAAUCAUUUUAAGUGAGUGUUUUAGUUGAUAAAUGAAGCUAGAUGUUACUCGAUGUUAUAUGUGUGGCUUUUCCAAGUUUUUUGAACUUCUGUUUGCAAAUUUUGUUCUAGUUUAGAUGUUUUUCAGUUGUUUGAUGUUUUUGAAAUAGAUUAUAAAAUUUUUAUUUUCAAAAGAAAAUGUUUUAUGGAACAUGAUCUGUAAGCUCUGUUAAAAACCAGAGUCUUGUUUUUCUUACUGUAUUCUCAAAAAGGCUUAAGGCCUGUCCAUAUUCUAUAGGGCGGUGAUGGUCACUACUAGAAGAGGAAGUCUGCUCUUUAGAUUUUUAACUAAUGGUAAAAAGGCGAAUUGCUUCUCCCCUGGGAGGACUGUACCAGUGAAUUGAUUUUUACAAACCAGAAUUUAUCGGAUUUUGAUUCUCUUCAGAAUAUGAUUUUUAUUUUGUUAAUGUCUGUAAUAUAUAGCACAGGUACCAAAAACAUUGUAAUCAUAUUCUUAAUAGUAUUUCUUUUGCCAAAUACUUCAGAAGGGUUUUACUUUACAUUAAUUCUGAAUUCACAUGUCUUUAAUUGAAAUAAAUGUUAAUGUCAAGA